Messenger RNA from Marasmius oreades (fairy-ring Marasmius), 525 nucleotides. RefSeq lists its product as uncharacterized. The record is from RefSeq and is a predicted model, not a curated record. The transcript has a single exon. The coding region runs from base 1 to 525 and encodes 174 amino acids. Lineage: Eukaryota; Fungi; Basidiomycota; Agaricomycetes; Agaricales; Marasmiaceae.
AUGUCGUCCUCUGUCCAGAGAACGGUCACCCCGAAUCUAUCUACAACUGUGGCUAUUACGCCAACCAAUCACAUUUUAGCAUCCGCCUUUGAUAGCCCUCCCGGUCUCACUGAAAAAGCAGAGCCCGGCGAGUUCCACUGCGAUGAGAUUCUCGAUAACUUCAGAUUACUCACGAGGAUCACCGUAGAAGACGAAAAGGCAACCUCAAAACUACACACUGGUACGAAGCCAUUUAGGGCGUACGACCUCUUCAAUCGCAGAUGGACUGGAGGACACAUCUACUGCCACGACCUCGAAUCUUUUUUCUAUGUGCUCUUAUGUCUCUGUUCGAGGUACAAGGGUCCUGGAGAGCAGGUGGACGUUUCCAACAAGCCACUUCCAUAUGAUUCUUGGUUCACUGCAACGUAUGAGCAAGUACGACUGACAAAAAUGGACUUGCUUACUGAACCCCGAUUCGAACCUGAAGUCACGGACUUUUUUCGUCAUUUCGAGUCUUGGCUGGCUCGGAUGCACGACCAGCUUUGA